Amphiprion ocellaris (clown anemonefish) is the source of this 2655-nucleotide messenger RNA. RefSeq names its product F-box/LRR-repeat protein 14-like. Gene Ontology annotation, biological process: SCF-dependent proteasomal ubiquitin-dependent protein catabolic process. The record is from RefSeq and is a predicted model, not a curated record. Lineage: Eukaryota; Metazoa; Chordata; Actinopteri; Pomacentridae. The transcript has a single exon. Gene Ontology annotation, molecular function: protein binding. Gene Ontology annotation, cellular component: SCF ubiquitin ligase complex. The coding region runs from base 589 to 1800 and encodes 403 amino acids.
CUAGCAGCUAACAGUCGGUUUAUUCAUUGUAGAGAUCCGGGAUGCUCCGACGCUACUAGAAAUGCCACAGAAGGGAAAGAAGUCAGGGAGCUGUCUUUGCACGACAAAACAGUUGUUUGGAUAAAAGUUUUUACCAUCAGAAAGGUUUAAGAGACGCUUCGCAAUGAGCUGGAUUAAAGAAUAAGUUGUUCCGCACCUCUCGGACGAGGAGGUUGUUCGGCUUUGACGCUCACAAGUUUAGACAGCUAGCCACCGUUAGCUGCUCUUAGCUUAGCCUGCUAAGUAAAUAGUACGGCUGUCUGUCGGAGGUAUCUACAUCUGCGUCAAGAUAACACCUGUGCAGCUAGUGGUCAUUUGUGUCAUCGUCUUGGUGAUCUAAUAUCGCUGUUUUCUCCUCCGAGAUGGAUGGAUUUUGGUACGUUACGCACAAAGCUAACUGGCUAUAGUUAGCAUGUUCGUGUGCUAGCUGACGUUAGCUAACGUUGCCGGGCCAGACAUCAACUUCGGCAGCAGAGUUUCGGGGAGCUAACACGACACUAUUGUCGCUAAUAAGCAACCUCUGCUGCUCACAGGAGUCAACCCGCAGUCAUGUUUGAAAUGGAGACACAUAUAUCGUGCCUUUUCCCGGAAAUUUUGGCCAUUAUUUUCAGUUACCUGGACGUUAAAGACAAAGGAAGAGUAGCCCAAGUGUGCGCGGCCUGGAGAGACGCGUCCUACCACAAGUCUGUGUGGAGGGGGGUGGAAGCCAAGCUCCAUCUGCGGAGAGCCAACCCGUCUCUGUUCCCCAGCCUGCAGACCAGGGGCAUCAAGAAGGUGCAGAUCCUCAGCCUGAGGCGAAGUCUGAGUUACGUGAUUCAGGGGAUGCCGCACAUCGAAAGCCUUAAUUUGUGUGGAUGUUUCAACCUCACAGACAAUGGUCUGGGACAUGCCUUUGUGCAAGACAUCCCAUCACUGCGGGUCCUGAACCUCAGCCUUUGUAAACAGAUCACUGACUCCAGCCUGGGCAGGAUCGCCCAGUACCUCAAAAACCUGGAGGUGCUUGAACUCGGGGGGUGCAGCAAUAUCACAAACACGGGCCUGUUGCUCAUUGCCUGGGGCUUGCACAGACUCAAGAGCCUUAACCUGCGCAGCUGCAGGCAUGUGUCGGAUGUGGGCAUCGGUCACCUGUCAGGUAUGACCCGCAGCGCUGCGGAGGGCUGCCUGUCCCUGGAGAAGCUAACCUUGCAGGACUGCCAGAAGCUGACUGACCUUUCUCUCAAACAUGUCUCAAAGGGCCUAAACAAGCUUAAAGUGCUCAACCUCAGCUUCUGUGGGGGGAUAUCGGAUGCAGGGAUGAUCCACCUGUCACACAUGACCCACCUGUGCAGCCUGAACCUGCGGUCGUGUGAUAACAUCAGCGACACUGGGAUAAUGCAUCUGGCUAUGGGCUCCCUCCGGCUGUCUGGACUUGAUGUCUCCUUCUGCGAUAAGAUUGGAGACCAGAGCCUGGCUUACAUCGCCCAGGGCUUGUACCAGCUCAAGUCCCUGUCUCUGUGCUCCUGUCACAUCAGCGACGACGGCAUCAACAGGAUGGUACGCCAGAUGCACGAACUCAAGACUCUCAACAUUGGACAGUGUGUGCGAAUCACAGACAAAGGGCUGGAGUUGAUAGCUGACCACUUGACCCAGCUGACAGGAAUCGAUCUGUACGGUUGUACUAAGAUCACCAAGAGGGGUCUGGAGAGGAUAACGCAGCUCCCGUGCCUUAAAGUAUUAAACCUGGGACUGUGGCAGAUGACCGAGAGCGAGAGAGUGAGGUGAAAGCUCUCCUACUUAGUGGACAUUUCAUUGUGUAUAGUGCUCAGUUGUGUACUGAGAGGGUUUGCCUGUAUCCGUUCUUAAUUCUACCUUCUAUACUGUGACUAAAAAGCAAGGAGAGGGGCUCAGCAUUGAUCACUGGAAUAUUGUUCACCUUCGCUGCAAUACUCCACUCUUACUCUGUUUCAGUCUCUAUUGUUAAAUCUCAGCCUGUGUACAGUUCUUACUGUCUAGCUACCUCACCCGUCAAACACAGGAGUGCCUACUGUCGCUGAAUACUAGUUUAGAUUGUAUAUUUUUGUGACUCACGUACCAAUGGAGAUUUUGAUACUUAAGAAAAAUCUCGUUGCAGAAUAAUAACUAGACAUUUUAACUCUUAACAGAAUGACUGGAGUUGGAUUGAAGUUUUCAUAGAAUGUUUUUGUGGUUGCUUUUGGGUUGUUGUUUUUUUCUGGCUGAUGUAUUUUUUUUACCCGUUUAACCAACAUUUUCUUUGUAUUGAAUGACUUGCAGACAAAAUUGUACUUCAAAUUGAAGUGAGCGGAUCACUCCUUUCUGUAUUUGUUUACUUAUGUAUAGUUGGCUAUGUUUCAUAUUCCUGAGGAAGUAAGUUAUGUAUCAGAUGUUCCAGUUUCUACUCUGUCAGCGGUUCAUCAACACAACUACAGUAAGGUGUAGUAAUUAACAGCUACCAAGGCUAUAUGCAAUACUUAAAACUCUUCGUCAGCGGGCUUUCCCCUGAGGAGCUUCCAACGAUAAAGUUGUCAGAGUAUUUGUUUAAAAGAAAGCAGUAAUUUAAGAGUUUUUUAUAUUCAUACAGUAGUGCUAUUUAUGAAUAAAGAUGGCGAAUAUGUUUCA